Messenger RNA from Oppia nitens, 782 nucleotides. RefSeq lists its product as uncharacterized. NCBI's taxonomy places the organism in Eukaryota, Metazoa, Arthropoda, Arachnida, Sarcoptiformes, Oppiidae. Bases 123 to 674 code for a protein of 183 amino acids. The transcript has 2 exons. The record is from RefSeq and is a predicted model, not a curated record.
AUUUCUAGUUAUAGUAAUUGUUUUCUUUAAAAAACUAAGUUUUACAUAAUUGUCACCAUUUUAUUUUUACUUUUUAUUUGAUAUUAUAGUAAAAUUUAUCAAUCAACAAAAAUAAUCUAACCAUGCUUACUUCGGGUUAUAUUGUUAUGACACUGUUGGUUGUGUAUACAGUUGUCGAUAGUGGCCAGUCAUCUCUUGUACAGUCGAUAGCAAAUGUUGGCAACAUUACUAUUGGCAAACAUAUUGGAUCAGCCAUUAAAUACGAUACAGAGAUUAAAGUAGAGAUAAAAUGUAUUGAAGGUCAACCCGGUUAUGAUUGUUGUUUGAAAAUCAAAGACAACGCCGUUAAGUGUAUUGAGGGUAAACUACGAGUGCCCACUGAGGAGGAAAUUAAGGACAUGACAGCCGAUGAUCUUACUAAAUAUAGUUGUUGUAUGGCUACUAUUAUGACUGACUGUAUUGUAGACAAUGCCAAGGAUUCAUGUUCGGCAGAUGAUUACAAGCUAUACAAACAAGAAAUUGACCAGGGUAUAGAAGUAGCAAAUAAAGGAGACUGUGCCAAUCAUAAAAUUGUACCUGGCCAAAUUGGUUAUUGCUCGGGCACAGUUACCUUAUUGGCCAACAUUGCACUUAUUAUGAUAUCGUUUGUAUCGGUUAAACUAUAUUUGAAUUAAUAACAACAACAAAAUAUUACUAAAGAUUUUAAUUAAUUAUGAUGUUUUAACAAAUUUAAAUUGUUAUGUAUUUAUUAGUAUAUUUAUUAAUAAGCAAAAUAAAAUUUU